Pocillopora meandrina is the source of this 4249-nucleotide messenger RNA. The record is from the annotation of a GenBank genome assembly. NCBI's taxonomy places the organism in Eukaryota, Metazoa, Cnidaria, Anthozoa, Scleractinia, Pocilloporidae.
AUGUAUCACGUUAGAAAAGAGAGAUUGUAUUUUUACUGUACAGUUUUAUCAAACAGCCUGCAACAAGGAACCUUCUCACCCAGGCCAUCAUACUCUGUGAUUGCAAUUGGAAUCAGACAGGCUGGCAAGUCAAUGCUGUUUGCAAAGCUGAGUGGGACAAUUCUGAAAAAACUUGAGCCCACUGUUGGUAAGCUCUUUUUGCGAGUGUCUAUGUUUGAAUAUACUUUUCAGAUUUAUCACUUUGAGUUGACAUUUGUUAAAUGUCGGAAAAAGUUUAUUUAUAGUGAUGUUGGUGAACACAUGAUAACCAUUUUACUCUCAGAAUCAGAGAAAAGAUUCUCCCAGUUUGUUUAGUGACAUUGCUUCAUGGGCUAGUAGGAAGAAUUUGGUUGUAUAUCAAGGCAGUAUCCCUUACUUCUGAGCAGAAGAUAUUUACAAACCACCCUUGUUAACUUUUUGAUUUAAUUCAGGAAAUUACCUUGUACAAAAAUGAUUGGCAUACGCUCAGCGGUACUCUAAAUCAGUAAUGUAUUUCUGAAAUGGCUACGAUAGGUUUCUCUGUGAAAGCUGUUCAGCUACCCAGUGCUAUUCUAAAUGUUAAAGAACUUGGAGGUAAGUACAUGACAGCAAAGUUACUUGUAAUAACAACGAUCAUAACUCUUAAUAGAUCACAACUUUCAAAGAAAUCCAAAGAGGCUGGAGUUAAAGGGAGCGAGUUUUCAAGUGUACAAUUAUAAAGAAACUGAAAUCAGGGCAUUUCUUGCACAAAUUUAGAAUACUUUGACCAAAGGAGUUGACUUACCAAAAAACCAAUUAGCAGCGUGCAUCUUUUUAGUUAUUGAAUUUCAGAUGAUCGUCAUUUUAGUUAUGGUACUGAUGGUAGAAUUUUUCUGAAUGAAUGAAAUUAUUUGUUCAUGAAUUUAUCUCACUUUGCAUAAUACGUGGAGACAAAAAAUCAGAAAAUACUGCCACACUACUUUGGAGAAGCUCAGUGGAAAUUAAGAAAAAAACCUAAGCUUAUUUUAGAGCUAAGCCGAUGAGGAAUUCAGUUUCUGUGCUUACAUAGUCUCAUCUGAACACAAGGGGGGCUGGGAAAAUUUGUGAAAGUUUUGCAAACUUUCACGAAUUUUCCCAACCCUGCAAGUCUGUAGAUAAGGCCUUGUAAACAUGAAAAACAUCCUCUUUUGCUUUUAUAAAAUAUUUCUCAGAAGUGGUAUUAGAAUGGUGUUUACAUACUUUGAGAGCGUGCGACCCUGGUGAAAAUCUUUGAAGCAUCCUAAUGAGGUUGUUGUCAAAGAUAGGGAUUUGUAAAUGUGUUGAUCAGUUUUGAUGAAUUAGUAUCAGGAAAAUCUGUUGCGCAAUUCUGUCUCUAUUGAUACUCAUGAUCAAUAAAUCAGACUCCUGAUUUAUUUUUGUUUUAUAUUUUAACCACACCUACGACUACAGACUAAUUAAACGCUAAUUAUUAGAAGGCCUUGUACCAAUCUAUAUCUUUUAAUAUUACAUUUAUGUAAUCACAUAAAACAGCCUAUGUAGAACUGGAUACACCCUGCACAAACAUUAUAAAUAAGUCCAGAAAUGGAUGUAGUAACGGAAAAUUGUCAAAAUUGUCAAAAUUGUCAAAUCCCCCAAGCUGAUUUCGCUGGAUAAAUUUGACUAAAACUCGUCAAAAUUUUCAAUUCCGCUAAGCAGAUUUUGCUUUGACGAAUUCGACUAAAAUUUUCGAAAAUCGUCGAAUCCAUGAACAUUCACUUGGUUUGACGAAAUCUAAUUAAAUCUGCCAUUUUCAUUUCUGCAUACGUUUCUGGACAUAACAGCUGGGUAGGAAGUGUGCCUUGCUCCUUCCCGUUCCUGAGAGGAUCAAAGUAAGCCACACAUGAGAAAAUGGUGGAAAACAAACCUGUUGAUACAGAUAUAACUAAAUAAUGUUUGAAGGAACAAAGUAAUCCUUUAUUUGAAAAGUCUGUUUAUAACAAACAAUGGAAGAUGUUUAUUUUGGAAUUUUUAAAAUAAGGAUUAUUGAGUGAAUAUUAAAAUCCGAUUCAACAACCAAUAAUUUGCAGGUGUUUGUGGUGGACAGCUGUUGCAAUGAUGGUGAUGUGGAUUUAGCGGCAGCUGAAUUACAAGAAGUCCUGUCCCACUCCUCCCUGGAAUCCCUUCCUCUGCCGGUCUUAGCCAACAAACAAGAUGUUAAUGGAGCCCGCAGUGCAGACGAACCUAGCGGUGCAGGAUUAGAGAUGGUUUUAUUUGGUUCGUUUCUAUGGUAAACGAUGUAUAUCACAGUAAUCCACUACAUUUUUGACAAGUGGAGUCUUUUGCAGGUUAUUUUGAAUAAUUUUAUUGUUAAAAAAACAGAUGUCUUCUGACUCAACUAUUUGGUGAUUGGUAAAUGGCUGGUUGUCCACCUAACUAUGACCCUCUGUCAAAGGCAAUAACUGUUGUAAGAGACUGACAAGUCAAUAAAAAUUUCAAAGAAAUGUAACAUAGGGGGCUUUUUUUUCUCAACUGAACUUGGGAAACUUUCUGACCUACGCUGUAAGUGCCAAUCAAGCCCACAAGUGUUCUUAUCUUCAUUGUUUCAUAAUGUUUAUCUCAUUAAUUAAGAAUGAUUCGAGAAAAUGGGCGCGAUUACCUUUGAAUUUAACAACCCGAUGUCCUAUUACUAGUUGUUCGUGUCAAAUAACAAAGUGCAAGAAACUUUAAAGCUCUACACAAAAUUACAGCUAACUAGUAAAAGCUGGGGACUAUUCCAGGAGUCUUUACGUUUAUACAAGAAGAAUUUGACAGAGUAUUAUAUAAUAAGCUGAAUUAAUCACGUAUCUCGAUUAGUUCUUACUGAUGGUCUAUUGGAGGACAGACACUCAGAUGACGUCAGCACUAACAAUUUUUUGCUUUGUUUUAUUAUAAAAUGAAAGGAUUCUUUGAUGCCGUGGGUCUGCACAGCAAUAGAUCACAGGAGACGUCAAAAUGUGGCAAGGACAUCACAAUCAAACACAUCUUGACGUCAUAUUUGAUCUAUUGCUGAACAGACCCACGGCAAAGUGCAAUCCAUUUGUUAAUUGAUAUGUGAAUACGGCGUCCAAAGCGUAUGCGGAUGGUUGAUUUUUUAUCUGCGUCUUCAACUUUUUUAAUCCACAGCUGUCGAGGAUGAUGGGGUUGGAUGCGAUUGCUCGCAAGAGAAAUUGGCACAUACAAGCGUGCUCUAAAGACGACACGGAAAGUGCCAAGCAAGGACUUAGUAAACUAGUGUCAUUUAUCAAUCCUGACACGGAAACAUCGGAACAAAAUAGAUUAUGAGCUCAGGAGAAUGUUCCGACUAACGAAUGACAUAUUACAAAACAGAAAACUACUAACAUGUGUGUUAUUUCCACUUUAAUUUAAUCGAUUUCUGGGUUUCGGUGUCCUGGAGUUAUUUGUAAAGGUACUUGCGCCAUAAGUAUUAAUAUUAUUCUUAGUCCUAGAAGUAUAAUUAUCAUUAAUAGUGGUAGUAUUAUAAGUAGUAGUAUUGUUUUUAGUGGUGGCAGUAUUAUCCUCAUCAUUAUUAUAUUUAUUACCGCAUUUAAACCAAGGAACAAUAUGUAACUCUCAUUAAUAUAUCGAAACCUCCCGUUAGCAACUUGAUGUUGUUUCAGAUGUUAAAAUUGGUGCAAAAAUUUUCUUCUGGGAAAAGAGGGAUUGUUUUCAGUCUAAAGUUGAUCUAAUCUCUUCUUGGUCGCGAUAUUACGCGAGGAUUCUGAGAUGUUUCUUUUGAUGUGUCGGUACCCAUCCAUACUCGCAAAUUGUGUGUAAAGAUCAUCCGUUCAGAUCGAUUUCCAGCUACUACAACAGUUUUUUGCUUCUGACUUAUAAAUCCGACUUUUUAUUAAUUUAUUCUACUUCUUCGUUCGCGCAUUAGCGGUUAAAAAUAAUCAGGGUUUUGUUUGGCAAUGGCCCUCUCGUAAUAUCCUUAAACGGUUUGAGACACCUCCAGUUAUCCUCAGAAGUUGUUGAAGCAUACUCGUUAAUUUGCGGAAGUCAUUUGAACAUCUUCCGUAGUUUGCGGUUGUUGUCCGAUCAUAGUCCCGACAGGGUUAAGGGAAAUCUCAGAUUCAUAAGAAAUAAGCUGGCUGUUGUGAAUAUGUUGGAAGCCAGAAACUUGUGAAAUUUGUUUGGAAUAAAUAGAAUACUAAUCGAGCUCAUAUAUUCCUGUACAAAUGUAUAAAAGAAAAAGGAAAUGAGGAGAAAACUGAAGCUCCAAUCUUUUUUGAGG